Molecule: messenger RNA, 1733 nt
Organism: Lates calcarifer (barramundi perch)
Lineage: Eukaryota; Metazoa; Chordata; Actinopteri; Centropomidae
Gene: adss1
Product: adenylosuccinate synthase 1
Exons: 13
Coding region: 115-1485 (456 amino acids)
Biological process (GO): IMP metabolic process; 'de novo' AMP biosynthetic process
Cellular component (GO): cytoplasm
Molecular function (GO): GTP binding; adenylosuccinate synthase activity
Source: RefSeq, a predicted model, not a curated record
ACCGGCUAUGAAGUUACAGAUAUGGCAAUGCCACUCUUGAAGACAGUUUAGUCUUCUUGAGACAGACAGACUAGAGCCAUCACCACCACCUCCAACGCCAACACCGCCACCAUCAUGUCGCUCAGCUGGUCGGCUAAAGACCACAAAAACACGAAUCAGCCCGCCGCGGCCGGACAGAAGCGAUCUCGCAGCGAUUCGGGGAACAAAGUGACGGUGGUGCUCGGUGCUCAGUGGGGAGACGAGGGCAAAGGGAAAGUCGUCGAUUUAUUGGCGACCGAAGCUGACGUUGUCUGCAGAUGUCAGGGAGGCAACAACGCAGGACACACAGUGGUAGUGGAUGGAAAGGAGUAUGACUUCCACCUUCUCCCAAGUGGAAUCAUCAACCCCAAAAGCACAUCACUCAUUGGUAAUGGAGUGGUCAUACAUCUACCUGGCCUGUUUGAGGAAGGUGAUAAAAAUGACAAGAAAGGUCUGAAAGGCUGGGAGAAGAGACUAAUUGUCUCAGACAGAGCUCACAUUGUGUUUGAUUUCCACCAGGUUGUCGAUGGCUUACAGGAAACUGAAAGACAAGCACAAGAAGGAAAGAACAUUGGGACAACCAAGAAGGGCAUUGGACCUGCAUAUUCUAGCAAAGCAUCUCGCACUGGCCUUCGUGUAUGUGACCUCCUUGGCGACUUUAAGGACUUCUCCACCAGAUUCAAGAACCUUGUCCACCAGUAUCAGUCCAUGUAUCCAUCCUUGACAGUUGAUGUUGAGGACCAACUGAAAAAACUCAAGGAAUAUGCUGAGAGAUUGCGGCCAAUGGUGAGAGACGGGGUCUACUACAUGUACGAAGCUCUUCACGGACCUCCAAAGAAAAUUCUGGUUGAAGGGGCCAAUGCUGCUCUGCUUGACAUUGACUUUGGCACUUAUCCUUUUGUGACAUCAUCAAACUGCACCGUAGGUGGGGCAUGCACCGGUCUGGGCAUCCCUCCUCUGAAUAUUGGCGAUGUGUUUGGUGUAGCAAAGGCGUACACCACCAGGGUAGGGAUCGGAGCGUUCCCCACAGAACAACUCAACGCAGUAGGAGAGCUGCUGCAGACGAGGGGGCACGAGGUGGGCGUAACCACAGGAAGGAAGCGGCGUUGUGGCUGGUUGGAUCUCGUCAUCGUCAGAUACGCUCAUAUGAUUAAUGGCUUUACAGCCAUUGCUUUGACAAAACUUGACAUUCUGGAUGUGCUGGAUGAAAUUAAAGUUGGAGUGGCCUACAAACUCAAUGGAAAAAGAAUUCCCCAUUUCCCAGCUAACAUGGACGUUUUGCACAAAGUGGAGGUUGAGUAUGAGACCUUCCCCGGUUGGAAGACGGACACGUCUGCAGCCAGGAAGUGGAGCGACCUCCCAGCCAAGGCACAAAACUACAUCCGCUUCAUCGAGAACCACAUUGGAGUUCCCAUCAAGUGGGUCGGUGUUGGAAAGUCCAGGGAGUGCAUGAUCCAAAUGUUCUAAAAGGAAAUCUUGACCUCCCCUUGAUGGAAGUACAGACGAUGUGGCACAAGUGGCAUCUUUUCAUCACCUAAAAUUAGUUAAUAAACAAAACAUCUAUGUAGCCUUUGAGCAGUGUUGGCUACAGCUGUUUUGGUGCAGCCAGAAACUCUUGUUCUUGUAUUAUUACAAUUAUUACCACAAAUGUCAAUCUAUAGCUGUGUCACCAAUUAAACCAGCAGAAAUGUUUCAAAUAAAAGUUGAUAGAUCCA